CUAAAGCAAACGAUUCCUUCAGGUGUUACAGGUCUGCAGGCCUCUGUUAGGUAGGUAGGUAGGUAAGGUUUACAGAAAUAAGGAAGCUGCCAUGUAAAAGUUAACAGCAGGACUGAGACAUGUACAGCCUGUAGCUCUGUAGGAAUCUUGUGGUGCCAGAUACAGAUACAGAUCAACUACGUUAAAACUGGUGUCGCAUGGUCGCUUAUGCUUCAUCGAGCAGCUCGACUCAUGUAAUCUUCUUUACGAGACCGAGAACGUGAUUUAAUGUGUAAAUAGUUUAGCAGUAUUUGUAUAGAUGCGCUGUAAAUAAACAACAGCAGAGAGACGCUCAGCAGUCUGCGCCGCCAUCGUCGCCUCCCAGCGCCGCUUUCUCCUCCUGUGCUUGAAAAAGGCAAACAAACCAGUCAGACCACUCCAGUCCAGAACAGACCAGACAUGGCACAUGAUCGGACGCUUGGGGAAAAUGACGAAGUUCAUUCAUCCGAUUUUGGGUCGUUUGAAGACCACGGGCGUAAUAUCCCGAAAAGACACGCGCGGGUCACCGUGAAGUACAACAGGAAGGAGCUGCAGAGGCGUCUGGACGUGGAGAAGUGGAUCGACGAGAGCCUGGACCGGCUGUACUCGGGUCAGGAGGGUGACAUGCCAGAGGAGGUGAACAUUGAUGACUUGAUUGACCUGCCUACCGUUGACGAGAGAGUCAAAAAGUUACAGGAACUUCUGUCUAAGUGCAGGAAGAGCACAGAGACCUUCAUCAGAGAGCUGGUGGGGAAGCUGGAGGGAGUUCACAAGCAGGAAGAGCUGCAGAGCGAAGGCAUCGAGCAUCCUGUCAUCUGUCACAGCCACCACCGCCACGAGCCCUACCACUUCAACAACCCACACCAACACCACCACACUCAAGGCCAAAACCAGACCCUUUGACAGCCUCCCAACACACACACAGACACAGACACACGAGAAGAUCAAUACCACUCUCAUAUCUGUCUCUUAAAGGUUCCCUGUGAAGUUUUUCACCACUAGUAGCUCUAUGAAGCCAUGUUUUUACGUGUGGGUCCCUGUUGUUGUGCACAUGCACCAUGGAAGCACACGCAUGUGCAUGCAGGUAAUGUGUGAUAUAUUCAUGUCUUGCUGAGUCUCUCUUGCUAGUCAUUUUCUGUGAUAACAAGACUUGAGGAAGUUAGUGCUCCCAGCCAAACAAUAGUCCAGCACAUUACCCCCUGUAAAACCACAGCUUGUUGUUUAACAAGAUAUCACAUGUUUGUUAGUGAGCUUAGAGGUGCUGGUAGGUGAAUUUUGCUUCCCGUGGACAGAGCCAGGUUCACUAUUUCCCAGUGCUUGCACAUGUUAUGCUAAGCCAACUGUAGCCUUAUAUUUAAGGGACAGAUAUUUGAAUGGUGUCAGUCUCCUCAUCUAAGUCUUAGCAAUAAGGCAAUGUUUAAUAAGCCUGUUUACCAAAUUUUCAAACUCCCUUUAAGCAUUUAUUAAAAAAUAGACACUGACAUUUCUUAUCUGUGGAUAAUUGGCCAAUGAUAAGACAUUAAUCAUUAAUGUAAGAGCAAGGUCUUGACUCUUAACGUGCCUUUUAGCACCGGCAGUAAUCACACAGGAAGAAAUACAUCAUAUUUUUCCACUGACAGUUUUCCCAGAAGACCCAGGAUUUAUUUACAGCAUCAAAACAUGAGACUCUCACUUUUACUUGACUGGAAAAAUUUGUCACUAUGUUGCUCCUACUGCUAUUAUCACACAUAGUUGGAUGCAUCAGUUUGUGGCACUAGCUAAGUAUCUGAUGAAAGUAAAGAGUAGCAAUAAACAGAAUAUAGGGCUCUUCAUUCUCAAAUAACAUCCUGGUACAUAUUCAGCAUCAGGCACUGAUCAUCCAUGGGUGGAUUUUACAUCACUGUCUGAAUUUAACACUGAACUGAACUGUGACACAGCACGUUCCACCUUCCUCUGAACACACACUGAAACAUGUUAGAUGCACCACUUUUUAUUUUAGAUAACACUGCUAAAUUAGAUGCACGUGACUUAUUCUGCCUCUGUUAAAUUGUGAUAAUUAUUUAUUGUCAUGAUUACAGGAAACGGACACAGAUCCAACACACCGGUAAAUUUUAACACUGGGAAUAAUGUUGCAAAGCUCACACUGUAGUUUUAAUGCAAUUUCACUGUCAGUCCUGCAAACAGAUGUCUGUCCUUUGCAGGAACUGCUAAUAAAACAGUUUCUU
Messenger RNA from Toxotes jaculatrix (banded archerfish), 2222 nucleotides. RefSeq names its product protein phosphatase 1, regulatory (inhibitor) subunit 14Aa (gene ppp1r14aa). Gene Ontology annotation, biological process: regulation of phosphorylation. The transcript has 4 exons. The record is from RefSeq and is a predicted model, not a curated record. The coding region runs from base 439 to 921 and encodes 160 amino acids. Lineage: Eukaryota; Metazoa; Chordata; Actinopteri; Toxotidae. Gene Ontology annotation, molecular function: protein serine/threonine phosphatase inhibitor activity. Gene Ontology annotation, cellular component: cytoplasm.